Messenger RNA from Xenia sp. Carnegie-2017, 2943 nucleotides. Its product is annotated as collagen alpha-3(VI) chain-like. The transcript is spliced from 9 exons. Bases 1 to 2826 code for a protein of 941 amino acids. The record is from RefSeq and is a predicted model, not a curated record. Gene Ontology annotation, molecular function: protein binding. Lineage: Eukaryota; Metazoa; Cnidaria; Anthozoa; Malacalcyonacea; Xeniidae.
AUGACGUGGAGAAGAAAUGGAAUCACCCUUGCGCAUGCGUUGCGUAGAGCCGCUGAUCAGUUUGUCAAAGAGGGACGUUCGAAUGCAGAUUCAGUUUUGAUCGUGUUUACUAAUGGUAAUCAAAUUGCAAGUGAGAUAGAGCUGUCUCAGGUUGGAGCUAUGUUACGUAAACAAGGUAUCACAGUUAGAGUUAUCACAACAGAUGGAAGCACAAAGAAUGUGUUAAGACCUUUGGUACCCAAAGAUUUUGAUGUUGUAGUGGUAAAUUUGACAGAUCCAGUCUCGAAUGUGGUGAUCACUACGAUAACUAACGGUUUGCUUGCAGAUGUUUGUGCUGCGACGUAUUGUCAACAUGGUGCUGACUGCAUUAGACAGUUUGAUGGAACAGCAAAAUGCGUUUGCAGGCAAUCUUGUUCAGAAAACUACCUUCCUCUAUGUGGGUCUAAUGGUAAAACUUAUAUUAAUGAAUGCACAAUGAAGAGGGAAUCUUGUCUUUGGAAACUGGAAAUAUCACUAAAACAUUCUGGCGUGUGCGUUCCCAGCAUUGGUACAAAUCUGGUCAUUGCUCUGGACGGUUCACAAAAUGUGAAACCAGAAGAUUUUGACAAAAUGAAGAACUCAAUUAAAAAUAUGCUUAAAAUAAUGAUAGUGUCUCAACAAGACAGCCGUGUCGGUGUGGUCGAAUACAGUGAUCGUGUUGACGUUGCUUUUCAUCUGAAUAAAUACAUAAGCAAAAAGGAUGUCGUUGCUGCCUUGAAUAAUAUCCAACCUUCCAUUGGUAAUGGACAAAACUUGAAUGAGGUCCUUAGAAUCGUCGCAGAAAUGUUCACAGUAAAGAAUGGUGCUCGACCUGGUCAACCAAAAGUCUUUAUUCUUUUCACAAGUGGUAAAUCUACUGGAACUGAACCAUUGCAACAGUUUGUGAAACAGCUUAAAUCUCUGGGAGUCACCAUCUUCGUUAUUGGUACAAGUUAUGACGUUGAUCGUGACGAGUUAUCGAGUAUUGCGCCUGGUAACAAAGAUGACGUAUUUGUGACAGAUGACUGCAAUGAUCUUUCACCACUGAUUUCGAAAAUCGCUCUGCGUAUUAGUAACCAUGUUAUUACAGUUCAACCAUCCAUGGAUGUUGUGUUUGCACUUGGAGCAUCAAGUCCCAUUGGGUCAUCUGUUUUGAAUCUGCAAAAAGAUAUCGUAGAAAGCAUUAUGAAUCUGGUGUCUUUAAUCAAUGUGAGAUAUGGAAUGCUGGAGUACGGAAAAUCUGCUAGGGUUGUAUUGGAUCUUGGUGGGAAUCGGAUACAAGUUCAAGGAGCGCUGCAAGGAAUUUCUUGGAAAAGUGAUGCUACUGGAUUGGAUGAAGUUUUACGAAAAGCUUCAGAAAUGUUUCAACAAAAUUCUACAAGAGGUUCACAUAAACGCCUGAUUCUGUUUGUCACCACUCAGUCUACUUCACUGGCUCAAAAUAUUCAAAAGGGCGUCGAUAGCUUAACUAAAGCUGGAAUUGAUAUUAUAGUGGUGUCUAUUGGCAACAAUGUUAAAAUUUCUGAACUAGAGACAAUAACUAAACGGGACAAGAUCCUGUUCGUUGAUCCCAGAGACUCUGCGAAAACCAUAAGUCCUGGUAUUACUGAACACGUUAUCCAAGAUCCAUGUAACAAUAUUGAAUGUUCUUUCUACGCAACAUGUGCCUUAACCUCAUCAAAUAUAGCCAUGUGUCAGUGCAAUUUGUCGUUGAGUAAUUCAUUUUCUAAGUUCUCUCAUAAAUUAUGUGGUAGUGAUGGAAAGGUGUAUGGCAGUAAGGAGGAGAUGAACUACGAAUCAUGUAGAAAACAAGAGAAAAUUGAUAUUCAGGAAUAUGAGAAAUGUGAACAAAGCCUGUAUAAUUACCCAUUGGAUUUGGCAUUUGCCAUCGACGGAUCAGAUAGCAUGACUUCAACAGACUUCAACUACGUUCGAGCGUUUAUUAAAUCUACCGUUGAUCGAUUCCCGAUAUCUGAAGACGAUGUUCGUGUCGCUUUAUUAGAAUAUAGUGAUAAUAUUGAUAUGAAAUUUGGUUUCUUGACUCACACCAACAAACCAGGGUUACUAAGAGCUAUUGAUGGAGUGAUGUUCUCUCGUGGAUCUGGGGUUUUGACUGAUCAUGUUCUUGCUGAAGCUAAUCAAUUAUUUUCACCCAUUACUGGGUCGCGUUCUAGAGUUCCUAAAGUUUUGGUUGUUAUAACUGAUGAUUCGUCUACUGGAGGGAGACCACUUAGUGUUGUUGCCAGUCCACUGUUAGAAGCAGGAGUGAAAGUUUAUGUCGUUGGAAUUGGGCCCAGAGUGAUUCCCGCAGAUUGGACAGAUGUUGUACAAAAUGAAAAUGGCGUGGUUGUUGUGAACACUUCGGAUCAUAUCAAUAUUGUUAAGGAUAACAUUGAGAGAAACAUCAGAGGAUAUGCUGAAUCUAAAAUUUUCCAGAGAAACGAAGUUAUUUUUGUUUUUGGAACUUCUGGUAAUUCUCAAGUAUUUGAGAGAUCUCGACAAGUCAUCAAGGAACUUAUUAAUCAAGAAAGCUUACCAAGUUUGAGUUAUGGAGUGGUCGUAUACGGUCAGAAAGCUUUGUCUGUCAUUGAUCUCAAUUUCAACUGGAAGAAGUCCAAGAUAACGGAUUUUAUCUCUAAGAUGGAUGAACCACGACCUGGCAUCAAGUUCAAACUAGGAAUUCAAAAAGCAUUGGAAAUGUUUAUUGAACAAGGAAAUCCUAAUGCGCAUCGAUUGAUCGUGUUAUUUACCCACAGUCCAACUGAUGCAACUUCCGCUGAAUUGCACGCAAUAAAAAUGAACUUUUGAAAGCUAACAUUCGAUUGGUUGUUGUUGAUACUGGUUCAUCUAGACGUCAGUUGCUUGAUGUUUCUCCAAACAAUCAAGAUAUUUAUAUUCUGUCACCAACAUUAAACGUGAACGUUG